AUGAGCCUUAAUGACCCUAGUGUUGUCGACACUCUUAAAGUUCAAGUAACCAACCAGCAAGUUUCUAAGGUGUCCCGUAACUCGAUUGCUAGCGCACUCAAUUCAUGCAUUGAGAAAGCGGGCAGGGGGGGUUAUGCCCAUCCCGCCGAGCUCUUCCCUGCACCGCAAACUUUGCCCUACUACCUUCUGCUUCUGCUUUUGGUGCCCUGCCUACUAGUCCCUUCCGUGGAAGCUUGGAACGUUGCUACUACUACUGCUGACUCUCUGCCCACCACCCAGACACCCUCUACCACUCUGAAGUCUUCCACCUACGACGCUGUGACCCCCAACACCACAACACCACACCACACCCUGGCUGCUGACACCACCAGUACUUCUUCCAUCACAACCACAACCCGCGCAUCUAUCAGUGUAUUCCGCGAGCCUUGUCUUCCCGCCACAGAUGUCCACACAGUCAGGGAUGUCAGUGUUACAAAGUCUAGUGAACUGCGCCACAAAGUCAAUAAAACUCAUGUUCAAACAUCCGCUGUGCUCCACCAGAGUUCUCAAGGGACGGUUAUUGCCAAGAAUGUGGUGUUUGACGUGGAAUCUUUAGAUUCGAGCACCCCAUUUUUUGGUAAUGAGACCUACCUCGGGGAGGAGCUGGGCGUGGUGUGGUCGAGGACGGACGUGGGGCUGACAGUGUUAAAAGCGAUAGUGAUGUGUACCAUUAUAGUAGUGUCUGUGUUAGGUAAUGUGCUGGUUAUCGUAAGCGUGGCGCUCCACCGCCGCCUCCACUCCACCGCUAACUACCUGCUCGUGUCCCUAGCCACAGCCGACAUGCUCGUCGCUCUUUGUGCCAUGACCUUCAACGCCUCCGUCGAGCUAUCUGGGGGCCGCUGGAUGUUUGGCCGCCUCAUGUGCGAUUUGUGGAACAGCUUCGACGUGUACUUUUCGACAGUGUCCAUCCUGCACUUGUGUUGCAUCAGUGUGGACCGUUAUUACGCCAUCGUACGUCCACUGGAGUAUCCCCUUACUAUGACUCGCCGCAUCUUGACCAUCAUGCUGGCCCACUGCUGGCUGGCGCCCACGCUCAUAUCAUUCCUUCCCAUCUUACUUGGUUGGUACACCACUGCUGAGCACCUCCGAGAUCGAGACACACAACCCUAUGUCUGCUCGUUUGUUGUAAAUGCUGUCUUUGCUCUGGUAUCGUCAGCAGUGUCAUUCUGGGUUCCUUGCACUGUCAUGGUGGUGAUGUAUUUUCGUAUAUUUCAAGAAGCACGUAAACAAGAGCGAGCACUACUGUUCCGUGCCUCGUCAGCAAACUCUGCGGCUUACUCUUCCUCCAUCAGAAGAAAUGCUCCCCCACACCAACAGCAAGACCAGUCGACCCUGACGCGGCAACAACUGCUGGUGGCACUACAGACAACACCCUUCACGCCGGCAAAUCGCCACCAGGAAUUUCUCAUGAAGACCUUCACCGACGGUUCGUCAACAGCAUCCGUGACGACAGCGUCAUCGGGAGUACCGUCGGUGGGUCCCUCCGGCAGCAGCAGUUCCCGCAGCAGCAGCGGCGGUGUGACUAGUGUUGUGGCUGCGGGCAAUGGAACGGGCACCAGCAAUAUGGCCAAAACUAGUGGUACUAACAGCAGCAACAGUGGUAGCGGGUGGAGGAACGCCCGACAUGGCAGCACGGCCUCAUGGCACGGUCCUUCACGGCACAACUCCCAUAUGCCUUGCAACCGUCGCAUGCACAGCACUCCUCUGGUGGCUACUAAGUCGGGGCCCCUACCAGUGGGCCGGCGGGAACACAAAGCUGCCCGUACGCUGGGGCUCAUUAUGGGCGCCUUCGUGUUGUGUUGGCUUCCUUUCUUCACCUGGUACGUGAGCAUUAAUGUGUGUGGGCCCACAUGCCGAUGCCCCCACGCCGUCGUCACAGCUCUCUUCUGGAUCGGUUACUUCAACUCCACGCUCAAUCCUUUCAUCUAUGCCUACUUCCGCACCGACUUCCGCGAGGCUUUCCACCGAACUCUCAAAAGAAUGAGCUGCUGCCGACCACGCCAGCCGGCCGGUGUGUUCGUGUAAUCCUCAACUCGCCUCUUUCCUGCACAGCCUAAGCCACGGUGCUAGUCAGCAGAACAACCUGUUUUUAUUCUGAGCAGCAACCUGGAAAUUGUGAGCUUAAUACACUUGGUUAUGUCGGCGACUACAAGUGUCCGUGUACAAUAAUCUAGUCAUAUAGUCACCCAAAUGUUAUUAAAAGUACAGUCUGAUUUUCCCUCAGACACAGAUUACACCAAGACAGUUGGGUGAUAGGUGGAGUGUUAACCAUAAUGAUUUGUAUAUAGAAAUUCCAGGAAAUGUAUAUUUAUUUAUACUGUAUUUUGUGUAAAGUGAACAUAAUGCUGUUGAGCGAUGCGUUAUUAUAUUUAUUAAGGAAAAUCCAUUUUAUUAAGGUCUGAGAUUAUUUCGCCUAUCGCUCAAAAGUGAUAAUGAGGACAACCUCGAUAAUCUGCAUGUCUGGUACAAUAAGUACAAGUAACAAUUAUUGCCUCUGAGACUAGAAUAUACACUGUUUAAAUGGUCACUCCAAUUUUAAGUUCGGUCAAGGCAGAGUGUAAUCACUUUCGACAGUUCGGUCGAACACUACAAACUACGGCUCUCUGGAUAUUUCAUGUGUAUUACUUGAUUUUAUAGAUGUUUUGUCCUGAAUUUCACAUCCUUUCAAUUUUCCUAUAGAAAAUAUCCCAGCAGGUAAACAUGCUUUCUGUAAAAAAAAUAU
This is a messenger RNA of Cherax quadricarinatus, 2761 nucleotides long. The record is from RefSeq and is a predicted model, not a curated record. Lineage: Eukaryota; Metazoa; Arthropoda; Malacostraca; Decapoda; Parastacidae.